AUGAAGGAAACUGAAAGGCCAAUGCCACCAUUGGCACCAAUCCAGUCCAAAACUACAACGCUGAGUCAGUCGUUUGGUAGAAAUUCUAGCAUACCAGGACUUGGCAUUAUUAAUCCCCAGAUAAUUAGGAUACAGCCUGUUACAGGAACUGAGCAGCAGCAGCAACUAUUCCUGCAUAGUUCUUCUGAGUCUCCAGUCCAGUUGCUUAUGCAGAGACCUCUACCAUCUCAUGGAUCAGUGUCUGUGAACAAGAAUCCCACAUCUAAGGUGCUAAAUGGACAGAAAGCUACACGGGCCACAGCUACACGGGCUAUGAGGUCUCCAAAUAUUGCCACGGUUGCAGCCAGUUCAGCAAAUACUCUGAUACCAUGCCGUGAAAAAACCCACAAAGAUGACAAGUUAAAAAAAUCCUUGAAAGUGAAAACUCGUUCUGGACGGAUUUCACGCCCCCCAAAAUACAAAGCUAAAGAUUAUAAAUUCAUUAAAAUGGAAGACUUGGCUGAUGGUCAUCAGUCUGAUUCUGAUGACUAUUCCGAGCUGAGCAUAGAAGAUGAUGAAGAAGGAAAGGUGAAGGGAAAGGAUGUGUUAUUCAGUUCCUCAAAUUAUAAUCUAAAACCCAAAAUGUUUAAAUGCCAGACUUGUGAGAAGUCCUAUAUAGGAAAAGGAGGAUUAGCAAGACAUUAUAAACUUAACCCAGGCCAUGGACAGCUGGAGUCUUUACCUCAAAAAAUACCUUUAAAUAAGCCCAAUGGAAGUAUGUUUGUGGACAGUGCCUGUGGAAUAAGAGAGGAAAUUAAGAGUCCAGGACACUUGGAUUCAGUUGCUGUCACUUUAAAUAAUGAAAAUGCACUAGCUACCAGUCUGGAAGAAACUGUUGAUUCAAAGGCUGGAGAACAGACUUGCAAGUCUGCAGAAGGCAGACACCUGUUGGCAGAACAACAAAAUGAAACAAGUUCAGGCCACCAAGGACCUGUAACUCCUAAAGGACCUGGAAGACCCAGACGACCAAAGAGACGUGGUCGACCACGGAUGGGUGGAAGAUCUAGGUGCUCUGGAAGGCUUAGCAGACCUGGUCAGUCCCCUUCAAAGUCACUUAGUAGUGUGUCAGCAGAACACAAUGUAUUCAGAAGAAAAGCUAGGUUAAAAGAGCUAAUACAACAGUGCGAUAACGAAGACUUGGUGGAGCUGGCUCUUCCACGUCUUACAAAGCUUGUUACAGUAUAUGAAUUUCUGUUGAUGAAGGUUGAAAAAGGGUAUCCAGCCAAAGCUUACUUCCCGGAUGUGUAUAGGGAAUUUGAAAACUUGCAUAAUAUGGUAAAGAAAAUGGCUUAUGAUCACCUCAGUAAUUCUGGUUUGCUGAGUUGCCAGCAGCCUGUUGAAAUAAAAGAUGCUAAGGUUGCUGAAUCACUAGGAAUUACAGAAAUACUCGUUGGAGAAUGGAAGACGCAAGGUGUAGACGCUUGUUCACAAUGUAUAACUAAAAUGGUUAGUGAGCAAGUGCCUGUGGAGAUACUGGGACAAAAACGGUCAGCUGAGAGCUCAGGGGAGGAACUGUUGCCACCAGCCAAAAGGACCAAGGUAGAAGACGUAAUGGAGAAUAUGAAUAAUGCUUAUGCCAGUCAAGAUGAAGUGAAAGAAAAGACUGGGAAUCUGUGUACACUGUUUGAAAAAGAUGGUUUUAUUCCAUUAAAUGGAGAUACCCUGCUUUCAGAAGAUAGGCAUCCCACUUGCUGCACAACUAGAAGUACGCUCCUGACAGCAGAGGAACAUAAUUCACUUCCUGAUUCGGGAGUUAGAAUCAAUGCUGAAAAUUCAGGUACCUUCUCCCAGACUCUGAAAAUGAGGAUAGAGUAUUCCCAACCCGUGAACGUCCAGGGACCAGAUCUGGCAGGUAAUGCGUCUCUGCUCCACACUGAAGUUGUGUUGCCUGGUGGAGCAGAGGGCUCACCUGAACUAGUUCAGGCGUGCUUUGUGAGCGAGAACACGGCAGCUGGGCUGUCAGCUCCUGAACUUCACGGCUCUGCGUCAGAGAACACAAUGGGCGGUCAGAGCAGUCGCUUACCAACAAGUGAGGAGAAAGGUCACAAUCAAAAAUAUCAACAACUGCAAGAAGAAAACCGGAAUUUUGCAAUUAAAGAACAUUCUGAACAACUUCAUAAUACUGAUAUGACUGACAAGAUGCAGGAACUUGAGAAGGUUUUUUCAACAAACGUGCCAGUGAGCUACCCACAUGGUGUUCAGGCCGAGUUGCACCAGAGCCCUGUCCAGGAUGCCUGCCUCUCUGCUCACGUGAGCCACGAAAACUCUUUCAAAAAUGUGAAUGCAUUUUCUUGUGGGACAGAGGAACAACACGAGCUGGAGAAUACAGUUACUGUAGAUGGAACUGUAGCCUUUGAGAUUACUGAUGAGAGCCAUGAAUUUUUGUCUCAGGGACACGAACAGAUUUUUAUUCAGACUUCAGAUGGAAUUUUCCUGUCUCAUCCAGAUACUGCUGUUUUGUCUCAGGCAGAAGGCAUCGUUAUUGUAACCGAUUCCAACGGUACCACAAUGCACAUUCGCACACCUGAGGGGAUACCUUUGGAAACCGUGGAAGCACUUCUGGCAAUGGAAGCAGAUGGCCAAAGUGAAGACAUUUUGCUCUCGCAAGGUGAAUUGGAGCCAUAAAUUAGAAAACUGUAUAUGCUUUCUUCUGGAAAAGACUGACUAUAAAUGUAUAUUUUUCUAAUGUGAAUAUAGAAAUAAUUGAAAUUUAACUUAUUUGUAAACUGUUUCUAUGCCCUGUACUUUUUAUAACUUAUGUUUAUAUAAAUCUAGCAGCAUUGCAACCAAAAAUUCUAGAAUUAACGUUUUAUUUGCUUUAUAUGUUGGGGGUGGGUGGAAAGCAGAAAUCUGUCAACCCUAAAACUGUUGCACUAUGCCCUUUUGUUAUAUAAUUCCUUUUCUCUCUAGCCAUCUAAAAAUGCAGUAAGUUGUACUGCUGUUCAGCAGUGAUGUGCUGUGUACUAGCAAGUUGUAUAUGGGUAAAAUAAAAACUGUAU
Messenger RNA from Apaloderma vittatum (bar-tailed trogon), 3038 nucleotides. RefSeq names its product zinc finger protein 839 (gene ZNF839). NCBI's taxonomy places the organism in Eukaryota, Metazoa, Chordata, Aves, Trogoniformes, Trogonidae. The record is from RefSeq and is a predicted model, not a curated record. The coding region runs from base 1 to 2664 and encodes 887 amino acids. The transcript is spliced from 7 exons.